CUGUGACUACCCACCUAGGUUAGUUUCUGCUGAGUUAAUGGAUGAAUAUAAAGAGAAAGAUUUCUUUCCUGUUGGAUCAACAGUGAAAUACAAAUGUCGACCAGGUUACAUGAAAAAGGCAGGGACGUAUUCUAGUACGUGUAAUAGAAACCAUCAGUGGUCAAAAGUUCAGGAGCUUUGUAAACGAAAAACAUGUGGACAUCCAGGAGAACCAGAUGGUGGUAGAUUGCUUGUAACAGGAGAUUUUGACUUAGGAUCCACUGCAAAUUACCAGUGUGAUGGAGGGUACAGGCUGAUUGGCAAGUCUACCAGAAAGUGUAAAGUAUUGAACAAUAAAAUGGUAUGGACUGACGAAGUUCCCUAUUGUGAGAUUAUUCCAUGUUCGCCACCACCGAAGAUUCCUCAUGGCAAGCACACUGGAGAGUAUUUGCAUUCUUUCUACUAUGGGACAAUUGUAAAGUAUACCUGUGACAAAGGCUACCCCCUUAUUGGAAAUGCCUCUAUUUAUUGUACAUCUAAGGAUGGGAUAAAUGGAGAAUGGAGUGGCCAUGCGUAUUGUGGAGAGACGCAGUGUCCAUCUCCUCAGAUUAAGAAUGGAAGGAUUGUGGCUGGAGUUUCCAGCACCUACAAAUAUAACCAGAAAGUUAGCUUUGAAUGCAUUGGGGGCCAUGAGAUGGUUGGUUCCAGAGAGAUUCAUUGCCAAGUGGAUGGUACAUGGGAUCCCCCCAUACCUGUCUGUGAACAGAUGGUUCAAUGCCUGCCACCCCCAGACAUUCAAAAUGGGACUCACAACAACCAGAAAACAGGAGUAUUUCCUAGUGGAAUAUUUGUGAAAUACACAUGCGAUCCUGGCUAUGCUCUGAUUGGAGAGACAACUCUUCAUUGCACAAAUGCUGGCAGAUGGUCUUCUCCUGCCCCUAACUGUGAAGUGGUGCAAUGCCAGCCACCCUCAGACAUUCAAAAUGGGACUCGCAGCAACCAGGAAACAGCAGUAUUCCCCAGUGGAAUGCUUGUGAAAUAUACAUGCAAUUCUGGCUAUGCUCUGAUUGGAGAGGCAACUAUUCAAUGUAUAGAUAAUGGCAUGUGGUCUUCUCCUGCCCCUAACUGUGAAGGAGGUAACUGUGACAUCCCCAUGAGGCUAGACUUUGCAGAACUCACUGAUGAAUAUCAGAAAAUGAAUUCCUUUCCUGUUGGGUCAUUGGUACAAUACAAAUGCAACCCAGGUUAUGUUAAGCAUCCAAGAAUGAAUGCCUCUUCUAUAUGUAUCCGGAAUCAGGUUUGGUCAGAAGUUCAAGAAUUUUGUAAAAAAAAAUCAUGUGGACAUCCAGGAGAACCAGAAAAUGGUAGGCUGAUUGUAUCAGGAGAUUUUCUGUUUGGUUCUACAUUAAAUUAUACUUGUGAGGAAGGGUACAAACUGAUAGGGCAGUCUUCCAGACAAUGUGCCUUAAAUGGAAAAAGAGUAAAAUGGAGUGGCAGCCUUCCUGAAUGUCACCCUAUCUUGUGCUCAUCACCGCCAAAUAUUCCCCACAGCAAGAAUACUGGAAAAUCUUUGAAAUAUUUCCUCUAUGGGACAACUGUAACAUAUACCUGUGACAAAGGCUACCCUGUUAUUGGAAAUGCCUCUAUUUACUGUACUUCUAAGGAUGGGAUAACCGGAGAAUGGAGUGGCCGUGUGUAUUGUGGAGAGACACAAUGUCCAUCUCCUCAGAUUAAGAAUGGAAGGAUUGUGGCUGGAGUUUCCAGCACUUACAAAUAUAACCAGAAAGUUAGUUUUGAGUGCUUUGGGGGCCACAAGAUGAUUGGUUCUAGAGAGAUCCAUUGCCAAGUGGAUGGUAUGUGGGACCCGCCCAUUCCUGUCUGUGAAUUUGUGAGGCAAUGCCCACCACCCCCAGACAUUCAAAAUGGGACUCGCAGUAACCAGGAAACAAGAGUAUUUUCCAGUGGAAUGCUUGUGAAAUAUGCAUGUGAUCCUGGCUAUGAUCUGAUUGGAGAGGCAACAAUUCAUUGCACAAAUGCUAGCAGAUGGUCUUCUCCUGCCCCUAAUUGUGAAGGAAAAUCAUGUGGACAUCCAGGAGAACUGGAGGGUGGCAGAUUGCUUGUAACAAGAGAUUUUCGCUUUGGUUCCACAGUAAAUUAUCAGUGUGAGGAAGGGUUUAGGCUGAUUGGCAAGUCUUCCAGAAGCUGUGCAUUGUUUGGUAAAACAGUAGCAUGGACAGGUGACCUUCCUUAUUGCCAGAUGACACAGUGUCCAUCUCCUCAGAUUAAGAAUGGAAGGAUUGCUGCUGGAAUUUCCAGCACUUACAAAUAUAACCAGACGGUUAGCUUUGAAUGCAUUGGGGGCCACAAGAUGGUUGGUUCCAGAGAGAUCUAUUGCCAAGUGGAUGGUAGGUGGGAUCCCCCCAUACCUGUCUGUGUACAGGUUGCAGGCUGUGUGAAUCCAGACAUUCAGAAUGGAAGAAUUAUUAGGCCCAAAGCAAGUGAUCAAUCUGUAUCAACAAUUACUUUUGAAUGUGACUCUGGCUACACCAUGAAAGGCCAGCAUACAAUUCGGUGUCAACGUGGUAACACAUGGGAUUCACCAGCACCUAUCUGUGUCAGAGUGCAAUGCCAGCCUCCCCCAGACAUUCAAAAUGGGAUUAACAGCAACCAGGGAACAUUAUUUCCCAGUGGAAUGCUUGUGAAAUAUACAUGCAAUCCUGGCUACAUUCUGACUGGAGAGGCAACGAUUCAGUGUAUGGAUAAUGGCACAUGGUCUUCUCCUUCCCCUAACUGUGAAGAGAUUGAAUGCAAGUCACCUCCAGAUAUCCAGAAUGGGGUUCACAGCAACCCGGAAUUAAUGGUAUUCAAAAGAGGAAUGUGUGUGAAAUAUACAUGCAACUCUGGCUAUACAAUGAUUGGAGAUGCUACUAUUCAUUGCACAGACUCUGGCACAUGGACCUUUCCUGCUCCUCACUGCGAAAAAUCACAGUGUCCCUUCCCUCCAAGUAUAGCCAAUGGAAAACAUGAUGGUUUAGCUUUGCAAAAGUUUACUUCUGAAACAUCUGUAACCUAUUCUUGUGAUCCAGGCUAUUUGCUUAUUGGAAAGGCAUCUAUUUUCUGCGGACCUUCAGGAAACUGGAGCCUUCCUUUGCCAUCCUGUUCAGUUAUGCAUUGUCCCGCACCCCCAAAAGUCAUCCAUGGGAGGCCUGUUGGUGAAGACUUCACAUAUGGGAAAUCAGUAAUCUAUAUUUGUGAUGCCGGCUAUUCCUGCAUUGGAAACUACAAUGUGACAUGCAUUUGGAACAACUCAAACUCUGUAAAAUGGAGUGAAGCCCCCAGAUGCCAAGGUUGCCUUGCACCACCAAAUAUUGGCCAUAGCAAACGAGACAAGACUACUUUGGAAGAUUUCCCCUACGGCACCUCUGUGACUUAUCAUUGUGAUCCAGGUUUUUUUCUUAUUGGAAGACCAACCAUUUACUGCCAGACUUCUGGAACAUGGAAUCGACCUGUCCCUCAGUGUAAAAGAAGAGAAUAUACAGAGGCUACCAAACUCCCAAGUGACUCCCAGGUGACCAAGGAUGGGAGCAAUCAAAUAGAAAAAAUAACUGGAUCAUUCAUAAAAAACACAAUACAUUCAAAAAUCAACAAAACAACUACCAAGGACUUAGCAACCACCUUAAACCCAGGUCUUGGAGGAGAGCCAGAUAUUGAAAGAUUUUCAGAACAAUUGAAUGGUGGGAAACAAACAGACCUCCAGAAAGAUACUUUUUCAGAGCUUAGAAAUUGCAGUGGAGAAGUAGACGGCUGUCCUCUCCCACCACUUUCUGGUAGCACCAAAGCAGAAACAAAAACCAUGAUUCAGACUGGUGCUAAUGUGACACUGGAGUGUGAAAAUGGCUAUGUCAGGAAUGAUUCCUUUCCUGUUCAAGCGCAGCAGAUAGGAUGGGAUGCCCCUGUGCCAGCAUGCAUACUGAGUAAACAAAGCUCUUACAAUUUUGCUACAAUAGGUUUUGGUAAGUAAUUUCUAGAACUUCCCGUUGAGUGCAAAAAGGUACAGCAUUGUGGACUUUACAUUCUAUAAACACUGGAUAAGAUAGGCCAGUAUAGCUACUAGUGAAAUGUCUGCCCUGUUCUUUACUUGUCUUUGUCGGAUGAGCACAUAUAAUACAGAGCAAUCAUAUUUUAGUGAAAAGAAGGCAAGAAAGGAAAAGGUAUUGCUCUGCAUAUAAUAGCAAAGUUGUGGAAGCAACUUGACAUAAGAAAAAAGGGGAAAAAAGAAAAGGAACACUUCAUUGUGAUCCU
Messenger RNA from Notechis scutatus (mainland tiger snake), 4281 nucleotides. NCBI's taxonomy places the organism in Eukaryota, Metazoa, Chordata, Lepidosauria, Squamata, Elapidae. The record is from RefSeq and is a predicted model, not a curated record.